This is a messenger RNA of Mesocestoides corti, 1503 nucleotides long. The record is from the annotation of a GenBank genome assembly. NCBI's taxonomy places the organism in Eukaryota, Metazoa, Platyhelminthes, Cestoda, Cyclophyllidea, Mesocestoididae.
AUGCGUCGGCGCACUCCUUUACGCGAAUACCUCGAGCUUCGGCGCCUCAAAAACCAUGAUCUCUUACCUGAAAACAUGUUGUACGAAACGGACAUCCCUACUGCUUUCUGCUUCCGGAGAAUAUGCAGCAUAGGAAAGACUCAUCGUAGAGCUAGUCAUGAACAAAUUUCUUUGACUGAAGCUUUGGAUCAUCUGCUAAAUUAUUUAAACGUUAGAGUGAUGCGUUGCGGCCCCAAUUUCUGGCCGGUUGUCGGUGGCGAGCGUGUUUCGACUUGUGAUCAGUUAAAGCUAAAGAGUGGCUCCCAUCUUCGUCUCGAGAAUUUUGCUUUUAUGUCAAAGGAAUUCUUUCGUGGUCUGGUGUUGGCUAUGUUCAGAGGCGAGGGGGAUCCUUCAGCGCAAAUCGUCGCGGCUGACCUCUUUCAUGUUAAUUGUCGCACGAUAUAUCAGUCUUUAAAAAAGUUUCUGCCGAUUAAGGAGGAGGAGGAGGCAAAAGGAGGUGGGGACUCCAUCGGGAAGGCUCAAACUGUGAAUUUGUAUAUGCUAGAGGACCUUGAUUUUGACUGCCUUUUCCCUAUAUUCACCAUCCUUUCCAAUGUAUGUGGUAUUUCGAAUAUGGCCCCAGGCUACGAAUCUCGUCUACUAGGACACUUUGAACGAUUCGCAGAGUUCUUGCAUCAUCUACUUGUUUAUGUUUCGAGCGAACGAUUUCAGGAGGCGCUUGUCCUCAAAUUCGUCGCAUCAACCGUCCUGCCUGUUUGUCAACAAUACUCGCAGGCUUUGCUCAAUUUUCCACACAUAGUAACGCCUACUUUGUUAUCGGAUUUCUCCGAGUACCUCCGACUUUUGGAAAAGGCAGCUUUUCCUUCCCAAGAAAGGCACAGACAUAUUGGACCAGGCUGGCCGCAGCCAAUCCUGUGUCCCUCUGCGUUCCAAUGGCAUGCGAGGAAGAUAAGCAGCCAACCAGAGAAGGACACGAUUGAGGAGCAGUAUAUAAUGAGCGGCGUGGCCAGGCUGGCGGACUCAGAUGGAAGUGUUGGUAAAAUAUCCAGUUCGAAACUCCCCGCACCCCACAUCUGGCAGGAUAUUGGCUCAAGCGAAAAGUUGACGAGGGACUUUGCUCCUGUAGACUUGCAGGAAGGACUCUUUUCCAUCGGAUGGGCUGGGGUCCGAAUCGCGUCAUUCGAACGCAUCCGCCGCCACCAAUGUAGAAUACCCCAACCCAAGUAUGAAGGAGACUGGUACAACAAAAGAGGCCUUAUUGACCAAUCAGAAGCCAGAGCCACGAGUCAGCCACCUUCCAUCCGAGUCCGCCACGCUGGCCACGCCGCUCAUUAUAUACUGCUCCUCAAUCGUGUCCUUCUCUGGUUGGCUGCUUAUCUUCCUCGCAUGCCAUUGGAACACAGAGAGACACAGGAUUGGCUGCGCCCAGAUGGUCCAAUAUGUCUGCGCCCUGAUCCGACGUCACAGCCAGACCACACCACUUGUAGAAUACCUGAGCCCUAA